UCAGAAGAUUCAAUCCCUAUCUCUACCCCAGUAUGACACCAUAAUGCAGCUCUGACAUAUGCUUGUUCCUCUGUUGUCACAUAAUCAGAACCCUCAAGUCCUUCAGCAGUGGUUCCCAGCACUAACAGUACCUUCAAUGUAAAAAUGUGCCUAUUUGCGGUCACUUCUACCACCAGCUGCAGCAACAGAGCUUGAGCUGCAAGGAAAACACAGUGCUUACUAUCAAGAGUGUUUGUCUCUAAUACUCUGUCAAACCAUGGUGGACUACUAUGAAGUUCUAGGAGUGCAGAGAUAUGCGUUACCAGAGGACAUUAAAAGAGCUUACCGUAAAGUGGCACUUAAAUGGCAUCCUGAUAAAAAUCCAGAAAAUAAAGAAGAAGCAGAGCGAAAAUUCAAAGAAGUCGCCGAGGCAUAUGAAGUAUUAUCAAAUGGUGAAAAACGGAACAUUUAUGACAAAUAUGGCAAAGAAGGAUUAAAUGGCAGAGGUGGAAGUCAUCUUGAUGAUGAAUAUGAGUAUGGCUUCACAUUCCGUAAGGCAGAUGACGUCUUCAAAGAGAUUUUUGGUGAAAGGGACCCAUUUUCAUUUCACUUCUUUGAAGACUCACUUGAGGACCUUUUGAGCAGUUCGAGCUCUAGUGGAAGCAGAAGCAGAGGCACCGGAUCCCUUUUCUCUUGUUCGUAUGACCACCCAGUGUUUGCCAAGCUUUCUUCUUAUGACACAGGAUAUACGUCUUAUGUUUCACUGGGGCAUGAGGGCCUUACUUCAUUCUCUUCCCUGGCAUUUGAUGACACUGGGAUGGGCAAUUACAUAACCAUCACACCUUCAGGCAGAAUUGUUAAUGGAAGGAACAUCAAUACAAAGAAAACCUUUGAGAACUAUCAAGAAAGAGAAGCUGAGGAUGAUGGUGAGUUGAAAUCCUUUCUUCCAAAUAGUGUGGCAGAUGAAGAGGGUUUUGCAGAAAAACGACACUGGAGAAGACAGUCGCUCAACAACUAUUCACCAAACUCUUACUGCCCCCCAAACAUAUCUCAAUAUACCAUUGUGGACAACAAUGAACAAGGUAUACCUGGUGUCACCAGCAAGAAGGAGCCUUCCAUUUUCUCAGCAGGAUUCAAAGAAGGUGGUAGGAGAAAAAAGAAGAAGCACAAAGAGGGGCAGAAGAAGAAGUCAAACAAAAGGAAUCACUAAUUGCCUCUUCAGACACAUUAUGAUCAUAUAACAUUUAAACACCACUCUUUUGUGUGUUUUGGUUAAUCACAGAGUUUCAUAGACAAUAUUUGUUAAUACUAUGUAAGAGUAGGUGGGGGUCUUUUGGUUUUGUUUUGUUUUUGUGUGUUUUUGAGACAGGGUCUCAACUAUGUACCCUAGGCUGGCCUGGAACUUGCUACAGAGACAAGGAUGACUUCAAACUCAUAGAGAUCUGCCCAUCUUUGCCUCUCAGUUGCUGAGAUUGAAGGUGUAUACUACCAUACCUGGCUUGAAAUUUUUUUUUUACAGGAUUAUGGACAUUUGGUCAGUAGUUAUGUGAAUAAGUUAUAUCAGAAAAGGAUGAAUUUUAAACUGUUAUUUUAAAACUAUGGGAAACUACAAA
Messenger RNA from Microtus ochrogaster (prairie vole), 1592 nucleotides. It is a transcript of the gene Dnajb7, whose product is annotated as DnaJ heat shock protein family (Hsp40) member B7. Gene Ontology annotation, molecular function: Hsp70 protein binding. The record is from RefSeq and is a predicted model, not a curated record. NCBI's taxonomy places the organism in Eukaryota, Metazoa, Chordata, Mammalia, Rodentia, Cricetidae.